Messenger RNA from Lathyrus sativus (Indian pea), 1764 nucleotides. The record is from the annotation of a GenBank genome assembly. Lineage: Eukaryota; Viridiplantae; Streptophyta; Magnoliopsida; Fabales; Fabaceae.
AUGUCUCUCUCUUUCACUUCCCCUCCACGUUCUCGCUCCCGCUCCCGCACCACUUCCAACCGCACACUCUUCCGCUUCCUCUUCGUCGCUAUAGCCGCAAUCCUCUGCACUCACGCCCACGCUCGUUUCAUCUCGCACGAUCUCCUCUCCGAUGGUUCCAAUUUCAAUGUUCUUCGACUCCCUACAGAUCCCGCUGCUGAACCCGCCUGCGAGCAGACCUACGGUUUCUUACCCUGCACCACCACCGUCCUUGGAAACUUGUUUCUUAUUAUAGUCUAUGGAUUUCUCAUGUACACCGCCGCUACCUUUUUGUCUAACGGUAGCGAACUGUUGCUUGAGAUCUUGGGUCCCGGCAUUGUUGGAGGAUUGUUUCUUCCUAUCCUUGGUGCUCUCCCUGAUGCCAUGCUCAUUCUCGUGUCUGGGCUUUCAGGAAGUGCAGAAGUUGCUCAAAGUCAGGUAGCGGUUGGAAUGGGACUGCUGGCCGGAUCAACGGUGCUGCUUCUGACUAUAAUAUGGGGGACUUGUGUGAUUGUAGGCAAGUGUGACAUUGAGAAUUCCAUUGCACUUGAUUCAACAGACACUAGAGGAUUCAGUCUAACUGGUUCUGGUGUUAGUACGGAUAUUUGGACAAGUUAUGCUGCAAGGAUUAUGGUUAUAUCUGUUAUUCCGUUUGUGAUUGUUCAACUACCGCAAAUGCUCAAUUCAACUUCUGGAAGGCACUUGGCUGUUUUGAUUGGUCUUGUUAUCUCUGUCUGCUUAUUGAUCUCUUAUUGCCUUUACCAGAUUUUCCAACCCUGGAUACAAAAGCGAAAAUUGGAAUAUAUUAAACAUAAGCAUGUUAUUUUGGGACUUCUGAAACAUUUGAAGAUGCGUUCAUUGGGAAAGCUUCUGAAAGAUAAUGGCGAACCCAACACAGACGUAAUUAGAAAGUUAUUUGCAACAAUUGAUGAAAAUAAAGAUGGACAUCUUACUCAUGGUGAAAUGACAGCACUGGUUGUUGGAAUUCAGUUCGAGGAGAUUGACCUGGACCACGACGACGCUGUAACAAGAAUUAUGGCGGAUUUUGAUACUUCUCGUAAUCAACUUAUUGACGAAACAGAGUUUGUUAACGGAGUCUCCAGAUGGCUUCAAGGGGCCAGGCGUUCUAAAGUUCAAGGUGGUGAUGCUGGUGCACACACUGUAAAGUUUUUAAGUGAUUUUCACACCGAAACAAAGCGGGAACACGAUCUUUUGGAUGUGGGGGGUCAGGGUGAUGAAGCCACUGAAGAAGUUGAGAAUGUUGGAUGGAUUUCCACCAAAGCGGGACUGCUGCUGCUACUAGGUGCCCUUAUCGCCGCUGCAUUCGCUGAUCCUCUGGUUGGUGCGGUCGAUGACUUCUCUACUGCUACAAAUAUUCCAGCUUUCUUCAUUUCCUUCAUUUUUCUACCUCUAGCAACCAAUUCAAGUGAAGCUGUAUCAGCAAUAAUUUUUGCUAGUCGUGAUAAGAGGCAAACAGCAUCAUUAACAUUUUCCGAGAUAUAUGGUGCAGUAACAAUGAACAAUGUGCUAUGCCUAUCGGUCUUCUUGGCGCUCGUAUACGUGAGGGGAUUGACAUGGGACUUUUCUUCAGAAGUGCUGGUUAUUCUCAUCGUCUGCAUUGUCAUGGGCGCGUUCGCCAGUUUCCGCACCGUUUUCCCUCUAUGGACAUCAAUACUGGCUAUCCUACUCUAUCCAUUCUCCUUGGCAUUGGUCUAUGUUCUUGAUUAUGUAUUUGGGUGGUCAUAG